AUAUGGAUUCGAUUGUCAUUCCAGUGGACAAAGCAACUGUUCACCUCGAUAAAUCACUCAAGGUUUUGGGACUUCACACUGAAGCUAGAACAUCAUUCAUAAGCUACUCGCUACUAUCUAUCCUUAAGCACGAAUACAUGCGGCCAUUGCCCUCCGACUUGUUCCUCAAGCGGCAUACGAACGCGCCGCUUCUUUAUGCAUUUCUCCGCAGCCUGAUGUCAUGACUCGCGUAUGCAUGUUGUUCAAAGGUAUCUUAAAUGUAGUUGGAGUCGAUCCUGUAAGAGCUGGUGAUGUGACUUUGUUCAGGCUGUUAGAAUGGGGCGGGAUAGAGGUUCUCAUUCGAUAUUCUAUCAGUUCACUCGAUUUGUGUUAAGGUAUUAUCGCGUGUUGUCUUGAUUAGUUUUGCAUCUGACAGUUGUGAGGAGAACGUGAGCUCGACGGUGUCCGCGAAAUAGAUGC
Messenger RNA from Suillus subaureus, 459 nucleotides. RefSeq lists its product as uncharacterized. The record is from RefSeq and is a predicted model, not a curated record. The transcript has 3 exons. Bases 221 to 373 code for a protein of 50 amino acids. NCBI's taxonomy places the organism in Eukaryota, Fungi, Basidiomycota, Agaricomycetes, Boletales, Suillaceae.